Molecule: messenger RNA, 4189 nt
Organism: Mesocricetus auratus (golden hamster)
Lineage: Eukaryota; Metazoa; Chordata; Mammalia; Rodentia; Cricetidae
Product: leucine-rich repeat-containing protein 37A-like
Exons: 14
Coding region: 59-4153 (1364 amino acids)
Molecular function (GO): protein binding
Source: RefSeq, a predicted model, not a curated record
AUUUUAUGAAAUACCACCAAUUCAGGAUCAAACUCAGCAUCCAAUUCCUUCUAAAGACAUGGUUCAGCAUGUUCAUCAUAUAGAAGUAGAGCAUAGCGCAGCCCAAACCACAAUAUCCAGUGUAGAGACUGAACUUCUUGUAGUCCCAUACAAUAUUACAGCUCUUCCUCCAAAACACCAAGAGAUGACCCUUGUACCUGAAGAUCAAGUUCAGGCUCAGCAUGUAAACCCAACUCAAGCCACAAUUCAUCCCUCACACCCAGAGUUUUCCAUAACUCCACGGCCUGCUACAAUGGUUAAACGUUCAGCACCAGUUCAGCCUACAGAGUCACCUAAGGAGACUGUAGCUCAAUCUUCAUUACAUGUUGAAAUGACAGUUCUAAUUCAUGAUCAGUCUCAGCAUCCAAACUCAGAGGCUAUACAUUCCACCCUCCCAAUAACUAAUCAACAGAUUACAUAUUCUAUAGUCCCAACAGCUAAUCAACCAGAUACUGCAUAUUCCACCAUCUCAACAACUAAAGAGACUACACAUCCUACAAUCCCAACAGCUACUCAUCCAGAAGCUACAUUUCCCAUAGUCCCAACUACAUCCCCUUCUCCAACACAACAUGAGGUGACACUUCCGCCUUCAAACCAGGUUCAGACUCAGCAGCCAAAUCCAACUGAAGUCACAACUCAGUCUUCACACAGAGAACCUUCCACAACUCCACAAUCUGUUACAGUAAUUAGCCAUUCUCCUGAGACUACAUCUCAGUAUACAGAAAAUUAUGAGACAACAGUUCUAACAUCAGCUCAAGAUCAAGAUCAGUCCCCAAUCUCAGAAACUAUAGAAGGUGAAGUUCCAACAACCACAGCUCCUUCAUCAUAUCCUAAGGUGAUACUUCCACCUACAGAUCAGGUUCAGACUCGGCAAAUCCCAAAUGAAGUCACACUUCAACCGAUGGAUAUGGAACUUACCGUGACCCCAUAUGCUACAAAUUCUAAUACAGAAAAAGAGUUAAUCAUUAAAAUAAAACAAAAUGCCUCCACAGGCAUCAGCAUAUGUGACUUCUGCUUGUGUGAAAAUGAGACACUGUUGUGUAUUCAUCUGAGCCCAAUGCGGAGACUCCACCAAGUGCCUUUGCUAAGGCCCAACACCUACAAAGGCACCUUAACUACUUUGAAUUUCCAAGGAAAUGUUAUUUCUUACAUUGACAAAAAUGUAUGGAAAGCAUACCGUUGGGCUGAAAAACUAAUUCUCAGUGAAAAUCAUCUGACUGAAUUACGUAAGGACUCAUUUGAAGGCCUACUCUCCCUCCAGGUUUUGGAUUUAUCUUGCAAUAGAAUACGCUAUAUUGAAAGAAGGGCAUUUGAGUCAUUACCUUUUCUGAAGUAUAUGAACCUUGGGUGCAAUUUACUUGCUGAGCUGAGCUUUGGAACAUUUCAAGCAUGGCAUGGGAUGCAGUUUUUACAGAAGUUAGUUCUCAGCCGAAACCCUCUGACAGUUGUUGAAGAUCCUUAUUUUUAUAAAUUGCCAGCAUUAAAAUAUCUAGACCUGGGAACAACACAAGUACCGCUGACAACGCUUGAGAACAUCCUCAUGAUGACUCUGGAACUGGAACAUCUGGUCUUACCUAGACACAUGGCCUGCUGCCUCUGCAAAUAUAAAAGUGAUAUUGAGGUUGUCUGCAAGACAAUCAAACUGCAUUGUCAUACUGGAUGUCUGACAAACAUCACACAUUGUCUUGAAGCAUCUAUAGGGAACCCAGAAGGACCAUUCAUGAAGGUGUUGCAGGCACGGAAGGAGAAUACCAGCACCGAGCUCACUAUUGAACCGGAAAGGGGCUAUUCAGAAAAAGAUGAUCUUAGCUCUUCAGGCUUCAUGAAUGAACAACUCGACUUUAACGAUGAAAGUGAUGUUAUUAGUGCCCUAAAUUACAUACUGCCAUAUUUCUCAGAGGGAAAUCUGGAAGACGUAGUAUCAACAUUGUUACCAUUCAUUAAACUGCUGUUUUCUAAUGUACAAAAUGCAGAUAAUUCACUGGAACCCUACAAAAAUGAUUCAGGGAGCCUUGCUCUUAACCCUGUACCAAAGGCAAAUAAGUUGGCUUACAAAAAUAAACUGAAUAAGCUUUAUUUUCUAGAGAAUUUGUUAGAUGCAGAAAUUGAUGAGGUUAGGAAGAAAGAGAAAACUGCCAUGCUUAUGCAUCAGUCUAGCCGCUUGAGUCCCAAAUUUAAAUGGCGAAUAUUUGAAAAGAGAUGGGAACCUGCCCGUGCAGAGGAAGACAGUCUUGCAGAGAUUGAGAAGGCAGAGAAAGGACUCCUCCACAGGAUGGACACAGUGCUCAAGGGGACAGGAAGCAUACAGAAAAGGCACUUCAAGGAAGUGAGUGACAAGAGCCUGUGGAGUAAGCAGAGUGUCCGGACACCUGUGGAGAACAUCGCCAAAGAUGGGCAGCUCAGGGGCCCACCCACCACAGAGCUGCAGCAGUUCAGUCUGGUGCAGAAGCCCAGGAAGUUAGUGGGAAAUUCCUUCCACUCAGAGCCAGUGCUUCCAACAGAACCCGGGGAGGCAGUGUCUUCUUCCCCAGAACCGUCCCUGGUGGACAAAGCUCCCACUACAAAUUCGCUACCUGAGUUCAUAGAUAGACGAAAAGACUUGUCUUACACCAUUUUUGUUUUAGAAAGUGCAAAUGCCAAUGUGAAAAGAAUGACGGGGUCUAAUAACCCUAGUUUACAGUCUGAAAAGAGACAUGGAAACCUUAGGAAGAAAAAAUCUCAUUUCCAGUUGAUUGCAAAGAGGCCAGCAUCCUCUGCAGUAAGGAGCCUGGUAAAUUCCCCUGCACGAGGAGUCUUUUCAUCUGCAGGAGACAUGACUUAUGCAGAAAAGCCUUUUUCAGAAUCAUAUGCUGCUUCAGAACCUCCUACAGAAAAACUUCUUGAAGAAAACCAGGAUGCAAUAGAUAAUAGUGACGAAACCAUCUUCAGACCAACCAUCGUUAUACCUGAAGACACUGCAUCAGAAAAUACACCCCCUGAGAUUCCUGCUUUAGAGUCUAAUGUGCCUCCAUCUGAUUUAAUUCCAACUGUUCAGCAAACCAAAGAGCCACAUUUAGACUUCAUGUUGGACUCUGACUCACAUGACCGUUUCGACCCACAGAACCAUUUAGACUCACAGGAGCAUUUAGACUCACAGGAGCAUUUAGACUCACAGGAGCAUUUAGACUCACAGGAGCAUUUAGACUCACAGGAGCAUUUAGACUCACAUGACCAUUUAGACUCACAGGACCAUUUAGACUCACAGAACCAUUUAGACUCACAUGACCAUUUAGACUCACAGAACCAUUUAGACUCACAUGACCAUUUAGACUCACAGGACCAUUUCGACUCACAUCACCAUUACAAGGAAUUUGCUUAUCCAUUGCUGAUGUCACCGGGUGAACACUUUGAAUCUCAGCUAAACCAGCAGCUGCGGCCCCUCAUCCCCAACAACAACGUGAGAAGGCUUAUUUCUCACGUUAUAAGGACUUUGAAGAUGGACUGCUCUGACACCCGCGUGCAACUGUCCUGUGCCAAGCUCAUCUCCAGAACAGGCCUCCUGAUGAAGCUUCUCAGUGAGCAACAAGAAUUCAAGUUGUCCAGGACAGACUGGGAUACAGACCAGUGGAAAACUGAGAAUUACAUCAAUGAGAGCACAGAAGCCCAAGGUGAACAGAAGGGUCUGGAACCAAGUCAGCUCACAAAAGAAGUUCCAGGAUACGGCUACAACAACAAAGUCAUCUUGGCAAUAUCUGUAACUGUAGUAGUGACAGUUUUGAUUAUCAUUUUCUGUCUCAUUGAGGUUUAUUCUCACAGAGCAGCGAGAGAGGGAGAUGAAGAAAAGUCCGCAGGGGGUAAGAAAUGCUACAAGGACAGUGAGAGUCAGGAAGGGUUUUUCUGGCUAAGGUGGCCAUUAUGGCUUAGGGAUAUGUACAGGCCUCUUCACGAUACACGCAAGAAAAACAUGGCUCAGGAUCUACAGGACAAGGAGUCCUCUGGCGAGGAGGAGAUCUUCAAUAAGGAAAUAUCAGGGGAGGUCAAGGAAGAAGUGGUCGUGGUGCUGCCAGCUCUGAAAGCGUCGACCACUGAUGCAGAAGAGAGUGAAGCAGCCGAUGACGCUGAAGGCACAGAAUGAUCUGCUAUCGUUUAUUAAUAAAUUAUUUUUUUUAGA